UCUUCUUUCAAAUUUGGACUCUCCGCUUUCCUUCACUCUCAUCACUCUUCUCUCUCUCUCUUUCUCUCUCUCUCUCUCUCUCUCUCUCUAAAUUCACCAUGAAGAAAGGAACCAAGAGAAAAGCGAGGCACGACGAAGAGCUCAAACAAACCAAGAAGCGAUCCACCAAAAUUAAGCCUCCAAAGCCCGACGAGUACUUCGAGGAUAAGCGCAACUUGGAAGACUUGUGGAGAGAAACAUUCCCUGUCGGAACAGAGUGGGAUCAAUUGGAUUCUGUAUACCAAUACAAGUGGAAUUUCUCUAACCUCGAAAAUGCGUUUGAAGAGGGUGGUGUAUUGCAUGGGAAAAGAGUUUAUCUAUUUGGCUGCACCGAGCCUCAAUUGGUCUGGUUCAAAGAUGAAAGCAAAGUUGUCUGCAUACCUGUUGUUGUGGCUGUUGUAUCACCCUUCCCACCGUCUGAUAAAAUUGGGAUUAACUCAGUUCAGAGAGAGUCUGAAGAGAUAAUUCCCAUGAAACAAAUGAAAAUGGACUGGGUUCCAUAUAUCCCCCUCGAAGAUCGAGAAAGUCAAGUGGAUAGAUUAAAGUCUCAAAUAUUUAUCUUAAGUUGCACCCAAAGAAGGGCAGCAUUGAAACAUCUGAAGUUGGAUCGUGUAAAGAAAUACGAGUAUUGCUUGCCUUACUUCUACCAGCCGUUUAAGGAAGACGAACUUGAACAGAGCACCGAAGUUCCAAUAAUAUUUCCAGCAGAGCCAAAGCCGGUUUUCUGUGAAUUUGAUUGGGAAUUAGAUGAACUUGAGGAGUUCACUGGCAAGCUCAUAGAGGAGGAGGAGUUAUCGAGAGAUCAAAAAGAUACCUUUAAGGAAUUUGUCAAAGAAAAAGUACGUGAAGCGAAGAGAGCUAAUAGAGAGGCCAGGGAAGCCCGAAGAAAAGCCAUUGAAGAAAUGAGUGAAGAAACUAAAGCUGCAUUUGGGAAUAUGAGAUUUUAUAAGUUCUACCCGGUGCAAAGUUCAGAUGCGCCUGAUGUAUCAAAUGUUAAGUCUCCAUUCAUAAACAGGUAUUACGGAAAGGCUCACGAGGUUCUGUAAUUGGAUUCAAGACGAUAACAACUUCAUUUGCAGGCUCGUUUUACCUGCCAAUAGAGAUUUAGUUAUUUAUGACGUUCAGAAGGCAACCACCUGGUGCCUUGUUAGCAGUCUGAUGGGAACAUAGAAUGUAAAAUGAAACUCAGAAAUCCCAGAGAAGUAAAUUAGAUGUUAAGAUAGGAGGAAUAUAUGGGAUGGAUUUCUUAUUUCCAAUUUGUAGAGAAUUUCCGAGAUUCAGGAGCCUCAAUUUGUGUGGCUCUUGCUUGUCUUGGUUUCACUUCUCAGAUUCUUUGUCCAUUGCUAAGUUGUAUGGCAGAUUUUUUAUUAGAAGCUAAAUGAAAAUAAAUUAGUUAUUUAACA
This is a messenger RNA of Cajanus cajan (pigeon pea), 1442 nucleotides long. RefSeq names its product protein HEAT INTOLERANT 4. Gene Ontology annotation, biological process: regulation of cellular response to heat. The record is from RefSeq and is a predicted model, not a curated record. NCBI's taxonomy places the organism in Eukaryota, Viridiplantae, Streptophyta, Magnoliopsida, Fabales, Fabaceae.